AUUAAGACCAAAAAUCACAUUUUUGUUUCACGAAUUUUUACGAUAUAGCCAAUUAUGACUUUUUGGCUUUGGUAACUAGUGGAAACCCUCUAACUCACUCACACGGUCAGUAUCUGUCGGGGAGAGUCGCUUUCAGCAGAACCGACUGUUGUGUCUGUGGGAUUCAUUUCAAUGAUGAGCUACAGACAGACACGCUUUCCUGCAUCUCCCAUUCUCUAUCUAACUGCAGUAUAUUCGUGUAUUUGCAAGCUUGCUGUGGAUUCUAUCAUACUGUUGAGUCUUCUACGGGUGUAGUCAGAGGCAACGGACCGCCUGAACUAAACUAGCCGCUGAAGUCUCAUCUCGGCGGGGGUCGCAUUUUGUAUAGCACCCUGGUUCAAAGAACCCCCCCAAAAACAAAGAAAUAUGGAGAAGUUGGAAAAUGGAAACAGAUCAGAGGAAAAGUGUGAAUCUCACGAGGAGGAAGAGUUGGACCCCAGGAUCCAGGGGGAGUUGGAGAAGUUGAACCAGUCUACAGAUGACAUCAACCGCUGGGAGACAGAGCUGGAGGACUGUCGCCAGAGGUUCCGUGCGGUGCUGGUAGAAGCCACAGUGAAGCUGGAUGAGCAGGUGAAGAGAAUCGGCAGAGCUGUAGAAGACUCCAAACCUUACUGGGAGGCCAGGAGAGUGGCUAGACAGGCCCAGCUGGAGGCCCAGAGGGCGACGGGGGAGUUUCAGAGGGCGGUGGAGAUCCUUGGGGCGGCUAAAGAGACCAUCGCCCUGGCAGAGGAGAGACUCCUGGAGGAGGACAGCAGACAGUUUGAUUCAGCCUGGCAGGAGAUGCUGAACCACGCCACCAACAGGGUGAUGGAGGCGGAGACGGCAAGGACUCGUAGCGAAUUAGAGCACAGAAAGACGGCGAACCACCUCAACGCCUGCAUCAGUCAUAUGAGACAGCUGGAGAAGAAACUAAAACGCACCAUCAACAAGUCCAGGCCAUAUUUUGAACUGAAGGCAAAAUACUACCUACAACUUGAGCAACUAAGACGACAUGUAGACAAGUUUCAGGCCAAGCUGACCGUUGCCAAGGCAGACUACCGCACAACGCUGCAUAACCUAGAGAACAUCUCCGAAGAGAUCCACUCCCGGCGACACUCCAUCACCAUGGGAACCAGAGGGAGGGGCGUGGGGGCUGAGGGGCAGGGGGGAAAUGAGGACAUCACCAACUUCAAGAUGGAGUCAGACGGACUGUCCUUGGCAUCUGUGACGUUUGAUGAAGGCGGUAACUGUGGUGGAUCAGAGGAAGAGACAAAAACACACUCCACUUCCGCUCCCCUCGAUAUGCCCUCCUCUUCUCUCCAUGCCUACCCCUCCACCCCUCUGGACCUGCCCUCCUCAUUCUCCAUUCUCCACCCCUCCACCCCUCUGGACCUGCCCUCCUCAUUCUCCACCCCCUCUGCCUACCCCUCCACCCCUCUGGACCUGCCCUCCUCAUUCUCCACCCCCUCUGCCUACCUCUCCCCCUGCCCAUCCCUUAUGUCCUCGUCCUGUCCCAGUGCCAUGGAGGGACACAGUCCAGGUGGCUGGCUAAGCCCAGAGUCGAGGUGUGGUUCUCCUCUCCUCGGUCCCCGCUCCCAGUGCAGUGGAGCCUCCUCCCCAGACUGCGACCAGGAAAGAGGGGACAGAGCAGAGGGCGCGGAGCAGAAGUUGGAGGCAGGUCUAAGUAAGCUGACCCUAACAAUAACACACCCACUGCAUCCUGGGAACGACGACUCCAAGGAUGACCCCAAGACGACCUCCAGCUCCGCCACUACAACACAUAUUCCCAACCUUACCAUCCUCCAGACCAACAGCGCCUAACGGACAGACAACUUCACCUCUUACCCUUGACCCUUGACUCAUGACCUUCAAGCCUAAACUCUAACUGAGCUUUUCUAUGAACUUCAGUAACAUUACAAUGUGUUUUAUUCACUCCAGGGACAAACCUAUUCCAUGCAUAGGAAAUAAGGAAUAGUGGCAAUAGGGUGCCAUUUUGGAUCUUGCCCAGAACUGAUCUGGAAUAACCUGGAAGGGGAAAUAAACUUGGGGAUUGUGGGGGAUCAUAGCCAGGCAAGUCUAUUGUCUACACCUUAAAACACUCCAAACCAAGGAAGGGUGUGAAAGAGACAUUGCUAUGGCUGUGUCCCAAUCUUCCAAAAAGGGUGGACUUGCACAAUCACUGUCAUGGAUUUAAAAGCUAUUGAUUGGUGUAAGCUGGGGGGAGUUUCCACUAUUGUGACAUGUUGGAAUGAUCCUGGAGAGAGAUAUGUAAAUAUGGCUGUUGAGCCCCCCCGGCUCCCCUGAUCCCACAACGUGUGUGAGGGGCAGAGGUUACUGUGGUCUCAGCACGCGUGUGUGUGUGUGUGUGUGUGUGUGUGUGUGUGUGUGUGUGUGUUUGUGUGUGUGUGUGAGUGUGUGUGAGUGUGUGUGUGUGUGUGUGUCAGAGGAACAGCAUGUUACUGCAGUUUUUCUCCCUCACAUAGACUGACUGGGGUUGUUACUGCAGUUUUUCUCCCUCACAUAGACUGACUGGGGUUGUUACUGCAGUUUUUCUCCCUCACAUAGACUGACUGGGAUUGUUUGCAAUUACUAUGUGUUGUACGUGUUUGUGUGUGUCGCUAUGCGUGGUAGGUAGGGCGACAGUGUGUGUAGAGACUGUUUCAGUGCAGUUGUAGUGUUGGUGUAUGACUCCUGUAUGGUGUAUGGGGAGAGUACAGCCUGACUCCAGUAGAGAGAGUCUAUAUUUAUGCUCGGUGUCUCUGACCUACACUAUGUAUCUGUUCUUAGAAUAAAACACGUCCUGACACUU
Oncorhynchus tshawytscha (Chinook salmon) is the source of this 2827-nucleotide messenger RNA. RefSeq names its product SH3 domain-binding protein 5-like. Gene Ontology annotation, biological process: negative regulation of protein tyrosine kinase activity; intracellular signal transduction. Gene Ontology annotation, cellular component: cytoplasm. Bases 406 to 1839 code for a protein of 477 amino acids. The record is from RefSeq and is a predicted model, not a curated record. The transcript is spliced from 9 exons. Gene Ontology annotation, molecular function: protein kinase inhibitor activity. NCBI's taxonomy places the organism in Eukaryota, Metazoa, Chordata, Actinopteri, Salmoniformes, Salmonidae.